This is a messenger RNA of Callithrix jacchus (white-tufted-ear marmoset), 1670 nucleotides long. The record is from RefSeq and is a predicted model, not a curated record. NCBI's taxonomy places the organism in Eukaryota, Metazoa, Chordata, Mammalia, Primates, Cebidae.
AUGUUGCUGUGGCCUUUGAUGCUGGUUCUAGCUCCUCUCAGUGGACAGCUUGGGCCAGGCUGUGCAGCAGGAGGCCCUGAGGCUGGGCCUGCGGGCGCCUCCACCUCAGACUCCUUUUCUCUUUCCUCCUCAGCAAGGACACACAGGUCCAUUAUUUCCCUCCAGCCUCCAUGGACCACAGUCUUCCAAGGAGACAGAGUGACUCUGACUUGCAAGGAAUUUCACUUCUACUCACCGCAGAAAACAAAAUGGUUCCGUUUGUACUUUGGGAAAGAAAUACGAAGAGAAACCCCAGCAAAUACCCUCGAGGUCCGGGAAUCUGGAGAGUACAGAUGCCAGGCCCGGGGCUCCUCGCUCAGUAGCCCUGUGCGCUUGGUCUUCUCUCCAGCUUCGCUGAUCCUGCAGGCCCCGCUUUCUGUGUUUGAAGGAGACUCCGUGGUUCUGAGGUGCCGGGCAAAGGCAGAAGUAACACUGAGUACUAUUUACAAGGAUGGUAAUGCCCUAGCACUUCUUAAUAAAAGCUCCGACUUCCAUAUUCAUCAUGCAAGUCUCAAGGACAAUGGUGCAUAUCACUGUACUGCAUUUAAUAGAAGUAAUUUCCCUGUUUCUUCCAACAUAGUCAAAAUCCAAGUCCAAGGUAAAGCCUUCAUCAUUUUGUAAAGUGAGUUGGUCAAAAGAAGACUCCCCGGGGUCACAGAGGUAGAACGGGAGGAAGAGGGUGAGCUGGAAUACUAUUAAAUCACAGGGACAUUCCUGCAAGGACCAGAGGAGGUAUAGCAGUGCUUUGGACUGAAGGAAGCUAGGAUUUUAUGACAUCCCUUUCUUUGCUUGCUUUUGGUUGUGCUACUGCUUGAAGUGUGUUUUUCUCCAGAGCACAUCUCAGCCUCAUUGCUCUGGGACCAUUGUUGUGAUUCUUCUCUCUAGAGUUGUUUUCACGUCCAGUGUUGAGAGCAAGCCCCUCCCAGCCCAUCAACGGGAGCCUAGUGACCCUGACCUGUGAGACCCAGCUCUCUCUAGAGAAGUCAGAUGUCCAGCUCCAGUUCUGCUUCUUCAGAGAUGGCCAGACCCUGGGAUUAGGCUGGACCAACUCCUCGAAGUUCCAGAUUGCUGCCACGUGGAGUGAAGAUUCAGGGUCCUUCUGGUGCGAGAUAGAUACUGUGGCUCACACCGUCAAAAAAGAAAGCCUGAGAUCUCAAAUUUGUGUGCAGAGUAAGUUUUUGUAAAAAUGGACAUUGGCGCCAGAAAAAGGAGGGUAGCAUGGGAACAUUGCUUCCAACUUAGUUCCUUUUUUCCUUGAAGUGGUGAGCAGGGGUCUAUCUUAGAUUCUGGUGCUAUCUUGAGGUCUUCUCUCUGCUAGUGCAUUAGGAGUGGAAUAAUUAUCAGUAGACUCCAAAAAGUCUCAAGACUUCUGGAUUUUUGCUAAAUCUCUAAAUUUACCCUUUCAUGUUGCAAAAUAAUCAGAUAUUUAUUGGGUGUCCGUAAUUGUGCUAUAGAGGCUGGGGAGGACACAGAUGAUCUUUGAAGCAUCAUCCCUGGAGGCAGGAAACAACUCACAUUAUAGGUGGAAAAGAAAGAGAGUACUCUUGAAUAUUCAUUGAAAUUUUCUUUGUGGACUAAUAGCAGUAGUAGUGAUAGUCAACGUUUACAAAUGUUCCAUUUGUACCUGAAAA